CCUCCACUGCUCAGCAGGCUUCGCCUCCACUCCCAUCACCAAGAUGCCCAACGGAUGCUGCGGUGGCGGAAGUAGCUACACCAUGUGCUGCUACAGCAGCCCCAAGACCUGCAAGAGGCCCAUGUGCUGCAGCCCCAUGCAGUGCUGCAGCCCCUGCUGCACCCCCUGCUGCAUGCCCAUGCAGUCCUGCUGCAUGUCCAUGCCCUGCUGCUACACCAUCAGCAGCAACAACAGCGGCUGUUGCGGCGGCAGCAGCGGCGGCUGCUGCGGUGGCAGCAACUGAACCCACCCGGCUCGUUCCCUCUUGGAUACGGAUUUGGAUAUGGAUAACACCCCAAACGCUCCUCCUCCUGUGCUUAGACGCUGUAGAACUCCUCUUCUUCUCCUGCCUUCCCUCGCCUGGUGCUUGUGAUGUGCCCUGAAGCCGCCGCCCAGCGAGCUUCUCCCGUGAGCGCUGGUGCUGCCCUUCGUUCUCCUCUUGGUGUGUGGGAUGUUUCACUCUUUCCAUCACUGUUUU
Molecule: messenger RNA, 517 nt
Organism: Motacilla alba alba
Lineage: Eukaryota; Metazoa; Chordata; Aves; Passeriformes; Motacillidae
Product: keratin-associated protein 5-4-like
Exons: 2
Coding region: 44-283 (79 amino acids)
Source: RefSeq, a predicted model, not a curated record